UAAGAAAAGUAGCAAACAGAAAUGGGUUGUGCAGCAAAAAUGAAGAUGAUCAGCAGGAGUAUUUGCCUGAAUUUUCUUCUAUGUUUUACGGUAGUCAUGUGUUUCUUUUCACAUACUGCUAUUGCUGCUAUGAAAUGCAAGUCUGGUGAGACAUUUGCCUCAACUGGCACUUUGGUUUGCCUCACUUGCAACCCUCAAUGUGCAAGCGCUUGUCCCAAGGGCAGUACAGUUACCAAAACCAAUUGUGUUCCAAUCAGGUUCCUAGACACACCUUUGUGUGAGUGUUGCUGUAAAAUGCCACCGCCACCACCACCCCCACCUUCACCCCCACCACCACCGCCGCCUCCCUCCCCACCCCCGCCAUCACCACCACCAUCACCUCCCCCACCAUCUCCAUCACCACCCCCACCAUCACCACCACCACCGUCGCCAUCACCCCCACCACCUCCCAGCUGCCCUCAAGUCUGUCCAAGUGAGUUUGAGUUCCAGUCGUCACCUGACCAGCCACCGUGCACAUAUAAGCUGGCUAGUCAGAUCAUGAUUAUGUAAAGGAAUUGUUAAAUAUAGCUAGCUAGCCAAAUAUGCUACUAGAGCUAGCUUAUCGUUAUAUCUGUCAUCAGUCUGGUGUUACAGAGAGAUGUUGUAUUUGCAUUAAUUGUGUUUCGAAAUAAGAAUGUGAUGGGUCCGUAUAAAUCGCUAGUAAUGGUAAGAAGUUACUUGGACAGCCAUGACUGGAUCAUGACAAUGGAUUCAGUAAUUCUUACUAGCUAGUUAUUUUCGGAGAACAGUAUCAUGUAUCGAAGAAUUAAUACUCAAUAAAAAUAAUUAUUUUGAUAAA
This is a messenger RNA of Papaver somniferum (opium poppy), 838 nucleotides long. RefSeq names its product sulfated surface glycoprotein 185-like. NCBI's taxonomy places the organism in Eukaryota, Viridiplantae, Streptophyta, Magnoliopsida, Ranunculales, Papaveraceae. The record is from RefSeq and is a predicted model, not a curated record. The transcript is spliced from 2 exons. The coding region runs from base 22 to 549 and encodes 175 amino acids.